ACCCCUUUUCCCCUUCGGUGCUGUCUAUCUGAAUGCCACGUCGCCUUCGCCCGGCCUUUUGACGGAGCAGCGCAUAGCAGCUUAGCAGAUACUCCGUACCUCCCAUAGCGUUUCUCCUGAGACAAAGGUAGCUGAUCAGAGAGAGACCAUUGAUGAACGGUCCUUUCGCUUAUGAUGGCAGACCAGCCACCUCCAUUAGAAGCCACACCUAUUUUGAAUGAAGUGCCACUUCUACCUCAUAUGGUCAAUGGAGACACCACACAACAGGUUAUUCUUGUGCAAGUAAACCCAGGAGAGACGUUCACAAUAAGAACUGAAGAUGGUCAUAUCCAGUGUAUUCAAGGUCCAGCACAUGUUCCUAUGAUGUCACCAAAUGGUUCUGUUCCUCCAAUAUUUGUGCCUCCUGGUUAUGUCUCUCAGGUGGUUGAAGAGAAUGGAGUUCGGAAGGUCAUAGUUAUGCCACACUCGACUGAAUUUCACCCCUCCAUGCACCCACCGCCUCCACAUGUGCCCCAUUAUAUUCACCCCCACCCUGCUUUGCUUCCCCACCCCCCUCAUCCUGUGUACCCACCGGUUCCAGGAACGGGGGAAAUCCCACCGCAGUUCAUUCAUCAGCAUCCACCACCACCAUCGCCUCAUCUUUACCAAGAUCAAGAGUCCCGUUCCCAUAGCAGAGCAAACUUUGUCCAGCGAGACGAGAGGACUCUCAAAAUGCAAGAACAUCUGAAGAAGAGGCUAAAAGACCGGCAGGCCACUGGACAUACGAAUAACAAGGCCAACAGCCCUCCUUCCUCACCUCACAAAGCCAACAGCGCCUCGUCUGGCACCAACGUUCAGAACGGCUACGGAAAGGGGCAGCCAGGCACCGUAGGGCAAAUCAAACAGAAGCAUAUAGGAAAAACCCGGGGAAGCCCCAUCCCGUCAGCCGAUUCAGGAAUGGGAGAAUCUGACACAGAGUCUAGAAAAUCUGAAGAACUCUUGAGCUUCGGUAAGCCUACGGUCUCUGAGAUACAGGCGCGUUCAGCAGUUAUUUCUUGGAAUGCCCCAGCCGCAGCCCAGAAUGAAGAAAUGCAGAGUCUCGCUCCUGAAGCCUUUACUUUUGAAGUGGCAAUCUCGAAUAGCGGUAAAAACGGAAAAUUUAAAUCCCUUUACAGUGGUGAGGAUGUAACUUUUACUCUCUCUGAACUCCGACCAGCAACUGAUUAUCAUGUCAGAGUUUCAGCGUUGGGUCAUUCCACAAAGGAAUCUGUUUCAGAGCUGGUGAGUUUUACCACCGAGAGUUGUGAACCAGAUCCUCCAGCGGCACCAAAAGUAGUCAACAAAACCAAAAACAGCCUGACUUUACAGUGGAAGUCCUCCAAUGACAAUGGGUCCAAAAUAACUAGCUACCUUUUAGAAUGGGAUGAGGGGAAGACUGGAGCCUUCAAAGAGUGCUACUACGGUCAUCUAAAGCAGCACAAAGUCACCAAGCUGUCCCCCUCUACCAAAUACUCAUUCAGACUAGCAGCCAAAAACGACAUCGGCAUGAGUGGGUUCGGCGAGACGUUGGUCUGCUUCACCAUCGGGGUUGUUCCACCACCGCCCCUCCCACCCCAGCUAAGUAAGGCAGGCGUGAACGGUUUGUCCCUAAAAUGGGCGCCUCCCAGCGGCAUUUCGUCGGACGACUCUCUGACGUACAUUUUAGAAAUGGAAGAAGACGGUUCGGAUUAUGGCUUCCAAGCAGGGUACAAUGGAGAUGAGCUUUCUUGCACUUUAAGUGAUCUUAGAAGAAACACUGCCUAUAAAUUUAGGUUGUUUGCUCACAACACUGAAGGGAAAAGCGGGCCCAGUGAAGUUGUGGAGUAUAGUACCUGCCCUGACAAGCCUGGACCACCUGGUAAACCAACUGUAAAGGGAAAAAUCCAUUCCCACAAUGUGAAAGUGACUUGGGACCCGCCGAAAGAUACCGGAGGAUCAGAUGUUACUUCAUAUAUUUUAGAAAUUUCCGAAGCCUCUGCUGGCAGUAAAUGGGAAACCGCCUAUAAAGGGUCCACGAGAGAACACAUAUGUACCCAUCUCAAGCCUGGCGUUUGCUACAGGCUGAAGGUUUCCUGUGUUGGCAGAGGGGGACAAAGUCAGCCAUCUGAUAUACUCACUGUCCAGACCUCAGCUGUUCCCCCUGGGCCCUGUCAUCCUCCGUGCCUGUCUGGCAAAGCCAAGCCUAAGGAAAUUACUCUGCAGUGGGAUCCUCCUUCCGUCAAUGGGGGCUCAGAGAUAUCGGAAUACCUACUAGAAGUGGCCAACAGCGACCAAGAAGAACACCGGCAAGCCUACCGUGGCCAAGCUUUGGAAUGCACCGUGAACGGACUUCUUCCUGGGAGGACAUACUGCUUUUGGAUACGGGCAGCCAACAAAGCAGGGCUCGGCCCUUACUCAGAAAAGGCAGAGAUCUCUACAGCUCCAGGGCCCCCCGAUCCAUGUUCCACCCCACUCUUAACGUGCAAAACUGCUACUUGUGUAGUAGCUACAUGGGAGAGCCCACCAUGCAAUGGGGCAGAAGUUAAUGAAUACAGACUAGAAUGGGGGCAGAUGGAAGGAUCUAUGCAUAUCGUCUACACCGGCCCUCUGCUGUGCUACGAAGUGAAGGGGCUCUCCCCUGCAACUACUUACUAUUGCAGAGUACAGGCGGUGAAUCUGGCUGGUCCCGGGCUAUUUGGGGAAAUCAGCACCGUGACCACGCCGGCUUCGGUGCCAGCUGCGGUGGCUGUAUUGAACUUGCUGGAAGAAGACCAGUUGGAAGGUCCUCUUCCGCUCUCCACGUGCCUUGCUCUUCACUGGGAGGAGCCUUGCUGCCACGGGGCAGAGAUCAUUGGCUACCACAUAGAGUAUGGGGAGAAGCAGGUCUUAACGGUCAACAAAGCCACAAGCCAUGUUCUGGAGAACCUGCAACCUGACACUUUCUACAGAAUCCGAAUCCAGGCCUUCAACAGCCUUGGGACUGGCCCUUUCAGCCCAUCCAUUAAAGCGAAAACCAAGCCUUUACCUCCAGAUCCUCCACACCUGGAAUGCGUGGUCUUCAGUUACCAGAGCCUUAAGCUGAAGUGGGGGGAAGGUCCUAGCCGAGCUUUGAUCGCCAAUCCCACCCAGUUCAAUUUACAGAUGGAAGACCGGCUGGGCAGGUUCAUCACUGUCUACAGUGGACCUUGCCACACCUAUAAAGUGCAGCGGCUUAGCGAGUCUACCACGUACUAUUUUAAAAUCCAGGCCUGCAACGAUGCUGGGGAAGGGGAAUUUUCCGAAGUUUACGCCUUUGCCACAACCAAAUCACCACCGCCUGCCAUGAAAGCCCCCAAAGUCCAUCAGCUGGGAGACAAUGUCUGUGAAGUCACCUGGGAGCCUUUACAGCCAAUGAAGGGUGAUGCCAUUGUUUACAUAUUGCAGCUUGCCACUGGGAGGGAAGCGGAUCAGAUCUACAAGGGACCUGAGACUUCCUAUCGCGUCUCCAACGUGCAAACAAACUGUGAAUACCGAUUCAGGGUGUGCGCUGGGCGCCAGUAUCAGGACUCCACGGGGUGGCAAGAACUCUUCGGCCCGUACAGCCCAAGCGCCGCCUUCUCAUCUCAAAAGCAGGAGCUGCUCCCGCCGUCUUCGGACCCGGCUCCGGAGCUCCUGAAGAGCAAGCGGAAGGCGCUCAGCGACGAACAGUUUGCGUUCCUGCUCCUCGUCAUCUUCGCAACGGUUGCCAUUUUGUUCGCCGUCAUCAUUCAGUACUUUGUGAUCAAGUAAGUUGGUAGCCACGGAGAAGCGACUUCAUCACUCAGCUUAUAAUUUUUCAUACGGAAGUUUUACGCCUUGGGUAUUUAUGUAAAUUCCCGUUCAGAUGCUAACUGGGAACGAUGGAAUAAAAAGACACGCCUUUCCAUUUUUGCUGCUGAGUAACAGGUUGGAUGGACAGGGUGCCUUCUCCCAACCCCUCCCCCCUCCCCCCUCCCCUCCUGUCCUUCCCAUCCACCAACUUCCCCUUCAGGGGCCGAAGAAAGCCGGGGAGGGGGGGGGCGCGGGGAGGGGGGGAGAGGAGGAAGGGCAGACGGACUUGAAGAACAUCCCUAUUUACAGCACGGUGGUGCAUCUUCUCAUCAGGGUUAGCUGUUGAAAAAACAGCCAAAAAACAAAAAAACCUGCCUUAAUUCUCAAGAGUUUUGACUUAAUUUUCACAGCGAGUCCUGAAUUCUCAAAAGCCGAGCGAGAAGGGAGGUGCAGGAGGCGAGCCGGCUGCUGCUCUAGCAUUUGGGGGACCAUGAGAUAUAGCGGCAAAGAUCCUUAUUACGCUUUAAAAAAAGACAGUCCUGUAUUCUAGGAUGCAGCACCAGGAAAACCAUCUGUAGUGGAAAAAGAAACCCUACCCAAAUAUUGUCCACAAUGACGUUCAGAGGUAGCGUAAUGUUAAUUUUUUUUUCCCCCGGUUCUUUUAACUGGGGUGUGUGUGUGUGUGUGUGUGUGAGUGGCUGGACACUGUCCCUUCUAGGGAAGCAGUGGUAGGUGUGAGCCUUUUGAGGUUUGAAUUCAAGGUAUCCGAUUCACCUGCACGCAAGAGGGAUUUGGGUUGGUCUUGAAAUUGGCAAGAAAGAGGCUCUCUCUCCUUUCCCUCACCCUUCACCGCCGAGAUGCUUUCUCUCUCGCAAACUUAACGGUCGGCCCAACUCAAGGUCUCCCUCUCCUGUGCCUGAGAGACUGAAGAACACCCUGUGCUUCUCACUUUAUAUAAAAAAAAGGAAAAAAUAAAUAAACCUCUGCAGCGUUGGUUUUCUUUGUUUUCCAAGGGGAAAAAAAAAAAAAAGCACAGCAUUUUUUUUUGUCUUUAAUGAGAACAAAAAAAAAAGUGCAUUUAUGAUAAAUGUUUCACUAUUUGGCUCAAACUGAGCAAAAAUGUUUUUUGUACUAUUCUUAACACGGGAUUAAAAAAGUCGAACUCUCUGGGGGAAUUUUAUUUUUUGGGGGGGGGGGUAAUUUUGUUCCUCGGGGCGUCCUUCAUCCGCUCGAUUAAGUCACGUGUGAAAAAUUACCUCCCCUCCUCCUUUCUCUCCCAUCUCCCUCCCCCCACCCCCACCCACUCCCCCCAAAAAAGUUAGGUUUUAAGUUCGAACGUAAUUGUCACCUCUUCCGUAGCAGUUCCGUGUUCCACUGUUUUGGUCUUGUGAGAUUCCAAGUCUUUUUUCCGUUUGUGAUGGAAAUUUCAUCUCACGGCUUCGGGUCAAACUCACGUUUCCUUUCAUUUGUUUGGGAAGGCGAAUAUCAUGCACUACAGAGGAGCUGUUCCGUGUAAGGCCUCUGCAGCAAGUACCUGUAAAAUAAAAAAAGUAUUUAAACAUUGUCUUUACAGUCAUGCUACUUUGAAAAGCUUAGAAACCAUCCAUUUUGUUCUUUGAAAGAAGAAACUCAAAGAGAGAGAGAGAGAAAGAGAAGACUAGACAUUUUGUUGAGUUUUCCAUAUUGAUAGGGACCGAAAAGUUCCGCCUUACAAAACAUCUGAAUGCUUUGUAUUUGUAUAUGGGACAGUGGACGUAACUUGUGAAACUCAUGUUUAGCUUGAGACAUGUCUGUUUCCAAAACAACACAACUGGCUGUUUAAUUCAUCAUGAUAGCUUAUGGUUUGUGGCAUUGUGUUUGCAUUUCACACCUGGGGGAAAACACACACACACAAACACAAA
Molecule: messenger RNA, 5687 nt
Organism: Pseudonaja textilis
Lineage: Eukaryota; Metazoa; Chordata; Lepidosauria; Squamata; Elapidae
Source: RefSeq, a predicted model, not a curated record